AUGAACAUUAAUAUCACGCCAGAAACGCCUCAGACGUCUUCCACGGCGCAAGGGACAUCGUCCAACAACGCAGGCUCUGGGAAUACUCGCAUCCAGUUCUCUCGAGGCAACAGUCGAAGCUCAGGGCUACGGGUACCUUCCCUUCGAGGGGAAGACUCAGAGGCCGCGGAAGAUUCAGAUGCAGAGGCUCCUGAUGCGAGGUAUUCUGCUGGAAGCAGUGGAAGGCGACGUGUGGACACUCAUGACAAGUUGUGGGCCGAAAUUGACAUUCUGAACGAGGUGCAACGCAUCUCUCAACUCACACAGUCCGACAAGGGUUUCUUCGGCAAGGCCCACUCAGAUGCAGUGAACCAGCUGCGACAGACACAAAUCAAUCUUGCACGUGCUCUAUCUAACAUCGAUAAGCGAAUGGACAAGUAUGAGAUCGCAGAGGCAGGCGAUAUCGACACUAUUAAGCGAACACUUUUCAACCCUGAACACUUCGAGCAGGUGAACCAUAACGUUGAGCAAUCGUUCAUUAAAUUGCAGGCGGUAGGAGAAGCCAUGAAGGAGGCUCAUGACAGAGAGAACUGGGACGAGAGUUAG
This is a messenger RNA of Yarrowia lipolytica CLIB122, 585 nucleotides long. RefSeq lists its product as uncharacterized. Lineage: Eukaryota; Fungi; Ascomycota; Dipodascomycetes; Dipodascales. The record is from RefSeq and is a predicted model, not a curated record.